Molecule: messenger RNA, 1902 nt
Organism: Caenorhabditis remanei
Lineage: Eukaryota; Metazoa; Nematoda; Chromadorea; Rhabditida; Rhabditidae
Exons: 9
Coding region: 1-1902 (633 amino acids)
Cellular component (GO): cytoplasm
Molecular function (GO): guanyl-nucleotide exchange factor activity
Source: RefSeq, a predicted model, not a curated record
AUGAAUGCCGGCAAAGAAUUCAAAUUUUAUGCUAAUAAAAUGGAUGGAACGGAACGUAGUUUGCCGAGGGAACAAGAUGAUUAUGAUGAUUAUCUUACCAUCAAAAUGAACACAUAUACACCGUUCGAUAUGAAAAAGAAGUAUGCUAAUGAGCCGCAGGAGAAAAUCAACAUUCUUCAAGAGAUUUACGAUACAGAGAGAACUUAUGUCAAGGCGCUGACUGUUGUUGAUGAGAUAUUCAUUCAACAACUCAACUUGUGGUGUCCCAAAUCAAGGAAAUGCUUCCGUUCCCUGUUCGGUGAGAUAUCAGCCAUCUGCAAGACCCACCAAAUACUCUUGGAAUCGCUUCGCACCAAACCAAUUGCCGAUGUGUUUACCAAAUUCGUACCUUUUCUCAAAUUGUACACGAGCUACGCGACUCAUUACCCAAAUGCUUUGAAGAUUCAUGCCAAACUCAUGUCCCGUAGCGACUUCCGCAAAGCUCUGGCAAAGAUUGAAGAAGAUCCGAGAGUUGAAGGAAAGAAGUUACAAGCGUAUCUCAUCAUGCCAAUCCAAAGAAUUCCGCGCUACAUUAUGCUCAUAUCGAAUUUGAUGAAGUUUAGCACGGAACAACAAGAUAUAACGAAUUUGUACAAGGCGUUGAGUGGAAUGCAAGGACUCACCGAUCAGAUGCAGUCCUGUAUGAUUGCAUACGAGAAUGGACAGAGGUUGCUGGAAAUCCAACUGAGCUUCGGGCUGGAUGGACAUGUUCUGGAGCCUGGAAGAGUUUUACUGAAGGAAGGAAUGUUGUACAAGAGGGAACUCAACGGAACCGCCAACUAUCAAGAAACCGUCGUUUUCCUCUUCAACGAUAUUCUUCUAUAUGGGAUCAAAAAGAUCAGUGUAAUGCCACUUUGCAAGUACGAGCCAUCUGCAAUUCUAUCGCUCCGUCAUUGCAUUGUCCAACUAGACGACAUCGGCGGAAGUAUUUUCAUCCGUUGCGGUGACGUCGGUGUGGAUUUUACCGCCUACUCAUUGGGUGGUGUAACGGAAUGGUACAAUGAAAUUUGUGAUGCCAUUGACAAUGCAAAGAAGCUUCGUGAUACUCUGCGCAAGGAGAGUUUCAAGCAAAAAUCGUUGGUCUUUGACCGAGGAUUCUGGCAGAAAAACCGCGACCGCAUCCGCAACAUUAUCUCCAAUGACGUGACACCACACGUGAAUCGUGUGCUUUCGAGGAAGAAGCCUCUACCGAAGCUAGAGGAGAACGAUUUCCUUCGUGGGCAGUGGACGACAUCGACAACUGCAUCUAAUCGAAAACGCCAAGUGGCAACUACUGAAAGAGAUGUAGCUGGUAUGGGAUACACAUCUUCUCCAACCAAGAAACAACGCCAAGUCUUCUCUCUCCAAGAUGAGGAAGCCGGAAAGGUAGAGCAGGGGAAGCGUUAUUUGGAGAAUCUCGCUCUUGCUGAUGUCACAUUGACUCAACCUGCAACUGAUGUUGCUACCAUGCUAACACCGCAAAGAAGUCCAAUUUCUAAUGAAAACGACGAAAGUGACUUCGUUUGGACUGACGACGAGGAGUACAUACCUCCAGAGAAGAAAAUCCCGAUUCGACGUGUUGCAAGUCACGAUGAAGAGGACCGUCGUCGUCGUAGUCCAGGAGGAGUCCGUCGUUUUGUCGCAUCCGAACCAAAGCGUCGUCAUCUGGCGGUUGAUGAUAUCCGCAGAUUGAGCUAUCAGCAGCGUACUCUAGAGCCUUUCAACAUGAUAACCGAUGAUGACGACGAGGACGACAUCAUCGACAUGAAGGUGAAAGGAGAACGUCCACGCCCUUGGUGGGAGACGGAGUCUGCGCCACCAGCUAUCAAGAAUCAGAAGUCAUCUAUUAUCGACACUGUCAAAAACAACUGCAACAUCAUGUAA